Molecule: messenger RNA, 1659 nt
Organism: Mucor mucedo
Lineage: Eukaryota; Fungi; Mucoromycota; Mucoromycetes; Mucorales; Mucoraceae
Product: GDP dissociation inhibitor
Exons: 8
Coding region: 32-1651 (539 amino acids)
Biological process (GO): intracellular protein transport; small GTPase-mediated signal transduction; protein geranylgeranylation
Cellular component (GO): cytosol; cytoplasm; Rab-protein geranylgeranyltransferase complex
Molecular function (GO): GDP-dissociation inhibitor activity
Source: RefSeq, a predicted model, not a curated record
GGAAACAGUACAUCUCUGUCUUUGGGUAUAAAUGUCUGAGAAUUUGGAAGAAACAAAUUUUGACUACAUUGUGCUAGGAACUGGCUUGAUUGAGUCUAUUUUGGCUGGUUCACUAGCAAGAGCCGGUAAAAAGAUACUUCAUUUGGAUAGCCAACAAAGCUACGGUGGCAAUUGGAGAGUUUUUGGUUUCAGGGAAUUAGUACAAUGGUUUGUUGAUAUGAAAAAAGUGAUGGGAGAAUCAUUGAUUGAAGGUGACUUGAGUGUGGACUAUGAGAGAAACUAUGCUUCCAAUUUUCGUAACGUCGAGCUGAAUUUGUUUGCUAAAAAUGUUUCGGAAGAGGACACCACAAAGGAGGAUUUAUGUGCAAAGAUAUCUGAUACUGAUAAGGAUUUAUUCAAAUCUUUUUUUAAAGACUCCAGUGAAGCUACAGCUGAGAUGAAACUGUUUACGGAAUUACUUAAGACUUCAAGAUCAUAUAAUUUGGAUUCCACCCCAAAGCUAUUAGGGUCCCGGGAUUCAAUGGUCGAGACUUUGAUUACGAGCGGUGUUGGACGAUAUUUGGAGUUCAAAAGCGUAGAUGACAUCUAUAUAUAUGAACAAGCCUCAAAUACAUUAGAAAAAGUUCCGAGCUCAAAAGAAGAUGUUUUUACCAACAAGUCGAUUAGUCUUGUAGAAAAGAGAAAGUUGAUGAAGUUUUUUACUUUCGCCAUGGAUUAUGAUGUAACCGAUGCUUUACUGGAAGGGACAGAGAAUAUGACUUUUGUCAAUCUUCUUCAAGAAAGAUUUAAAAUUACAGGGAAAUUAGGGGAGGCUAUUAUCUAUGCCAUCGCCAUGGUCGAUGAUAAAGCUUCAGCUAAAAACGGGCUUCAGAACACACAAAAAUUUGUACAAUCAAUGGGCCGAUUCGGAAAAGGUGCCUAUCUCUGCCCACUUUACGGUGGUGGUAGUGAAAUUGCUCAGGCUUUUUGUAGAGUGUGUGCUGUGUACGGUGGUAUUUACAUUUUAGAUCAAUCUUUGAUGAAAUAUACAGUGGAUAAUGAGACAAAAGAAAUAAAUGGAAUUGUCACGAAGGAAGGACAGGAAUACAAGUCAGGAAAGAUAAUUUCGGGUAUUGAUUACUUGAACUCAUCAUGGACACCACAGGAAAAAGACUUUGGUACCUGGAUAUCGAGAGCUAUGCUUGUAACAUACUCUCCUCUCGCAAGUGCUAAUAUUGAAGCGUUUACAGCAGAUGGAUUAAGCUAUUCAGUAUUUCCUCCUGGAAGUGAGGCCGGGAACUCAGACGGACCUAUUUAUGGUAUUCACCAAAGCCAAGAGAGUAUGGCUUGUCCUAAAGGCCAAUAUGUGACUUAUUUGUGGAGCACAUCCCAAAAAAGUGAUGUUCUUAAGAAGGCUGCUAAAUUAUUACUUUCGAAAACAACUGAUGAGACACAAAUUGAAUGUGUAUUCAAUUGUUUUUAUGAACAGCGUGUUCAUAGUACAAAGGGAGAAGGAUGGGCCCUUCCAAAGACUAUUAUACCAUGCAGUGAUCCAGAUGCAUCACUGAAUUUUCAAAGCGCAUCAGAGGAAGCUGAAAAAAUCUUUCGCCAAUGUGAGCCUGAAGCCGAAUUUAUGCCAGCGGGGGAGCAGGAUCCCGAAGAGGAUUAUUAAAUAAACAC